Messenger RNA from Phodopus roborovskii (desert hamster), 1948 nucleotides. It is a transcript of the gene Prr3, whose product is annotated as proline rich 3. The record is from RefSeq and is a predicted model, not a curated record. Gene Ontology annotation, molecular function: RNA binding; metal ion binding. The transcript is spliced from 4 exons. Bases 33 to 836 code for a protein of 267 amino acids. NCBI's taxonomy places the organism in Eukaryota, Metazoa, Chordata, Mammalia, Rodentia, Cricetidae.
GUCUCACGGUAACGCGGCCGGGGUGCUCUCCCAUGUGGGGAAAAGAUGACUUGGGCAAGCAAGCAAAGCCGCCCGGUGAGCGGCGGGGCGAGCGGGUUUCCCCUCCCCCUUUGGAGGAGCAUACUGCCGCGGAUCCACAACCUGCCGGAAGUGGGGAGGCGAAACUCUCAAGUCUACCGGCCCGCUGCCCAUCCGGAAGCGGAAACAAAUCUAGUGUGCCCCUUCCUCACUGCCCUCCAAAUCUUGCUGCAGCCAUUGCCGCAGCCACGAUGCCGAAACGAAAGAAGCAGAAUCAGCAGCAGCAGCAGCUGCCACAACAGCCCGCCCUGUCGGACCGGGACGAACCCGGGGACGAGGAGGAUGAGAGCCCCAUUGGACCACCCAGCCUUCUGGGCCCUCCCCCCAUGGCUAAUGGAAAGCCUGGUGAUCCCAAGUCAGCUCUUCACAGGGUUCCUCCAGGAUCAAGGGCACCAGUGAUCCCACCACUGCUGAGCCUACCACCUCCUCCCCGGGGCAGAGGCCCUAUUCGAGGAGGCCUUGGUCCUAGAUGUAGCCCAUAUGGUCGUGGUUGGUGGGGUGUCAAUACUGAGCCUCCUUUUCCCAGGCCAGGCUAUGGGGCUCCCUUUAGGGAAAGCUUUCAUACAGAGCCAAGAAAUCCGCGAAGGCUCAAAAGCUGGUCUUUUGCCAAGAACAUCUGCCCACCCAAGGACAGCCCCCACAUGUUAGAAGACAAGUCUGACCGCCCUGUCUGCCGACACUUCUCCAAAAAGGGCCACUGUCGAUAUGAAGACCUUUGUGCCUUCUACCAUCCAGGCGUCAAUGGACCUCCUCUGUGAGACUGUGCCUUCCCACCCAGGCUUGAAGGAGCCCUCUGACCUUAUGGCCCCAUUAUAGCUAUGUGAAGGCUCUUCAAUCACCUUCAGUCAGUGACAUGUCCUCCCCAUUCAUCAUCUCCCCUGUUUGGGGUCCAGAGUUGUGAUUGUCACUGGUGUGCGGUGUGCGGUCUUCCGAAAGGCUCCAGAGACCGCUGGGACCCCAUCUUGCUCCCUUCCACUGCCUUCUGGAUCUUCCCCUCUGCCAAAUGACUGCUGAACAGGAAACCUUUGGUGCUGUUUCUUGUGCAUCUGUCCACCUGUCCCCCAGUGUUGCCCUCAGCCCCUGAAACCCCUGGCGCAUUCUUCUGUCCUCAGCUGCUUGUUGAAGUCCUUUGAUGUGACGUCCCCGUGUUUGAGCUGCCCAGGAAAUGCACCAGGUUGUCUGGCCUCAGAGUCAGGUUUGAGCGACUGGUACAGGCUUGCUCCCACAACAGCUUCCCCUGCUUUCGGAUGCCCUAGUUUCUUGUCAGUAGCAUGAGCCCCACUGCUAAGGCCUGUGGUCACUGUGCUUUGUGAGACUGUGCAUCCCUCAUAGCCUUCCUCAUUGUCGUGACAUUUUUGUGACUUCCCAACACUAGAUAACGUUUUUCUGCCAAAUUGAGCGAGGCUCUUGGUGCCCUCUAGACCUCACCUACCUCCCAGCACGGGAGAAUGUGAGACUUGCUUAGACUGCCUCCCCAUCCUGCCGUCAGUCUUCUGGGUCUAAUGCAGGCCAGUGGUGUCUUGUAAAGCCUCAGGCGGGCCUCACCACCCAGCUCCUGCCUGGCUUGUUUUAGUUAGGCCCUACCAUUUCGAGGCCACCAGCCCUUUCUUUCAUUUGCAUUCUGUGAAUCUCCACCUGGCCUUGGCCUGUCUUAGGAUAGAACCUGGACAGUACUGUCACCUCUGACCCUCUUCUCUCACGCUGGGUGUUUUCUGUGAAAACGGCAGUGAGCAUGUUGGGUUUUGAGCUGGUCCUAAGGAAGGUCCGGAGAUGUGUGAGCAAGAGGAAUGAGUUGUUUUUUUCUUUUUAAUUUUUUUUUUUAUAUUAGUAAAUAAACACAAUGGAAACCAGUAUUUUUCCCUCAUUUCCG